Molecule: messenger RNA, 1243 nt
Organism: Aspergillus caelatus
Lineage: Eukaryota; Fungi; Ascomycota; Eurotiomycetes; Eurotiales; Aspergillaceae
Product: FAD-dependent oxidoreductase
Exons: 5
Coding region: 86-1180 (364 amino acids)
Molecular function (GO): D-amino-acid oxidase activity; FAD binding
Source: RefSeq, a predicted model, not a curated record
CUUCUCCUUAUAUAGUCUUCAUUUCAGUUCCAAUUAAAAUAUCCAGACAUACAAUAAUCCCGAAAUCCUGUCCAAAGAAACAGUCAUGUCCACAAAUAACAUAGUGAUCCUGGGAGCCGGAGUGUCGGGACUCACAACGGCAUAUCUCCUGUCCAAAGAUGCCUCCAACUCAAUCACAGUGCUUGCCAAACAUAUGCCGGGUGACUACGAUAUAGAAUACGCCUCACCUUGGGCAGGUGCCAAUUAUCUUCCGGUGGGCAAAGCCAGUAGCUCCCAUGGAAAAUGGGAACGAAACACCUGGCCUGUCCUUAAGGAGAUAACAGAGAAGUAUCCGGAGGCUGGAAUCCAUUUCCAAGAUGCGAUUGUCUAUAAUCGUACAAAAGAUCAGGGAUCAGCAACUGGGGAUUGGUUCUCCGAAUUGGUGCAGAAGGAGCCUUGGUAUAAAGAAGUCGUACCGGAUUUCCGCAACUUCCCCGACAAUGAGCUGGCCCCCGGCAUUGACAACGCCUCGGUGUUUACUUCCGUUUGCAUCAACACAGCAAUCUACCUGCCUUGGUUAAUUGGCCAAUGUCGCAAGACCGGGGUGAUCUUCAAACGAGCAGUGAUCAACCAUGUGGCCGACGCAGCCAGCUUCCAUCAUUCAGGAAAGAAAGCCGACGUGGUAGUCAACUGCACUGGCCUUGCAUCCAGAAAGCUAGGUGGAGUCAACGACGACAAGCUCCACCCCAUCCGUGGCCAAGUCGUCGUGGUCCGCAACGACCCUGGAGCAAUGUUCUCAAUCUCCGGCACCGAUGACGCCGAGGAUGAGGUAACCUACAUGAUGACCCGGGCAGCGGGCGGCGGAACUGUCAUCGGAGGUUCGUAUCAGAAGGACCAGUGGGAUCCGCUACCUGACCCGAACCUGGCCGUGCGCAUCAUGAAGCGGGCCAUUGCUCUCGUUCCGCAACUCGUAGGUGAGGGCCAAGGAAUUGAGGGAUUAGAUGUUAUCAGACAUGGCGUUGGGCUACGGCCUUUCCGUGAGGACGGCCCACGUAUUGAAGCAGAUAAGGUUAAUGGCGUCUCGGUCGUGCAUAACUACGGCCAUGGAGGAUUUGGAUAUCAAGCUUCCUUCGGCUGUGCCGCGGAGGCCGUCGACUUGGUUAACGGCAUCUUGAAACAGAAGGGUCGGGCUAAGUUGUAGGGUCAAUGCACGAGGUCUGAGAUAUACGGAUUAAUUAUGUACACAAACGAACCGCAACGAAAC